AUGCAAUUGCGACGUCGAUGCAGAACGUCUUACCAAAUUUACACAAGGCGCCGCUCUGGAUUAUUUCCAAGAAGUCCUUACAAGUAUUCGAAGCUCAGAGCUUCAGAGAUCAGAUUGCUCGAGCUUCGCAGAACCCAUCCUCUGGCAAAGCUAAGCAUCCGUCUUCUGGCGACCCCUUCACCGAGCAUAAAGUUUUAUGAGGCAUUAUCGUAUACCUGGGGGGAUCCUACAAUGAAUCAUUCUCUUCCUAUUGAAGGAUAUUCUCUUUUGACCACCAAAAAUGCAUUUGAAGCACUCCAUGCUCUCGCACCGCACUGGGGGAAACGACUGGUCUGGAUAGACUCGAUAUGCAUUAACCAAGGAGAUGAUGUGGAAAAGGGCCGACAGGUUGCAUUAAUGGGAGAAAUAUACAAGCAAGCAACAAGAACAGUUUCCUGGCUCGGCGGCUCUUCCAACGCUGAUUUCGCUUUCCUCCAACUUCGCCGUCUGAAGCGGCUUUUAGCUGGGAACCACGAUAUCAAAGCCAUCACUCGGAUGGUCGAGAAGAGUAGCCUUGGCCCUGACAAUGUUCAUCAUUGGCAUGCAGUCUCAGAGCUUCUGGCUCAUCCAUACUGGUCUCGUGUCUGGAUCGUACAGGAGGUGGCUGUUUCACGAACCGUGGACAUACUGUACGGCACACAUUGUGUGCCUUUGAGUUCCGUAACUGAUAUCAUAAAUCGGUUGUGGCGCGCACCCGAAACAGAUACCCUAUUGGAAAGACCGUGGCAGCUGGGGACGCUCGAGAAAGGGAUGCUUUCCAAUUACGGCAACAUGAGGGCCAUCUUCGAAUUCAGACGUCUCUUCCAGCAAGGCCAAUUCCCUCCACUCCAUGGUGCUGUACAAGCCACACUUCUCUUCAAAGCAACAGACCCGAGGGAUAAGAUCUAUGCCUUCUGCAAUAUCGCCAGAGAGCCGGCAGCCGCUGCUCUGGAUCCAGACUACACAAUAUCGGCACAAGAAGCGUUCACGAGAUUCACAAAGCGAUACAUACAGAGCAAUUUCCGGAAGUUGAUCCUUGAAGCUGGACUUGCCCAAGACCGGCAGCUACCUGACCUCCCAUCCUGGGUUCCGGACUUUUCGAGCACGGAUGACUUGCUUCCUCCAAUGGCUCGGACGGGGCUUCACCUCAAGGACCACUACGCAGCCUCUGGAGGUGAAGCUAUCUCUAUCGGUAUUGACUUGUCCAAAAUUAUUCGAGUGCAGGGAGUCUAUGUUGAUCAGAUCGACUUUCUUACUUCACACUCCAUUGAACGCUCCUUGAAUCCCAUGUCUGCCGAUUACGUUGCUCCAGCACUCAACGCUUGGCACGAAGAAGCUAUAGCACUUGCAACGGCUAAGAUCCCAUUGAAAUACCGCUGCGGCGACGAAUCAAGACGCAGGGCGUUUAUCAGAACACUUAUUGCAGACAGAGACGGCUACGGAUCGGAAGCUCCCGCCGUUUAUUAUCGAAAGUACUACAAAGACUGGUGCAAGUAUCUACGCACGGCGGCAGAGGAAAGGGUUGAGCUGGAUAACAACAACGCAUCGGACUCAGAAGAAGGAGAGCACUUGGAGAGUGCCAGGUACUUCUCUUCUGCUGUGCUGCGAGUUGCUCAGAUCCGCAAGUUCGCAACCACGACCGGGGGGUUCAUGGCUAUAGUCCCGAAAGAAGCAAGAGUUGGAGACAUUAUUUGUGUUCUUUUUGGCAUGGAGGUGCCGUUCGUAUUGCGGCCUGUUUCCGUAGAGGCUGGAGAGGAGCAGACGCAUCUGCUAAUUGGCUGGUGCUACUGUCAUGGGAUCAUGAUGGGAGAGUGUUUGGAGACUGGGCAAGCGUCUCAAACUUUUGUUCUGAGGUGA
This is a messenger RNA of Hyaloscypha bicolor E, 1875 nucleotides long. Its product is annotated as HET-domain-containing protein. NCBI's taxonomy places the organism in Eukaryota, Fungi, Ascomycota, Leotiomycetes, Helotiales, Hyaloscyphaceae. The coding region runs from base 1 to 1875 and encodes 624 amino acids. The transcript has a single exon. The record is from RefSeq and is a predicted model, not a curated record.